Messenger RNA from Vigna unguiculata (cowpea), 1615 nucleotides. Its product is annotated as putative serine protease EDA2. The record is from RefSeq and is a predicted model, not a curated record. Gene Ontology annotation, cellular component: vacuole. Gene Ontology annotation, molecular function: dipeptidyl-peptidase activity; serine-type exopeptidase activity. Gene Ontology annotation, biological process: proteolysis. NCBI's taxonomy places the organism in Eukaryota, Viridiplantae, Streptophyta, Magnoliopsida, Fabales, Fabaceae.
UAUCAUCGCCUUCAACAAUAUUCUACUUUCACAGGGAAAGAACGAAAGUAGUAAUGACGAUGAAAGAACAUAAUUGGUUGAUCACAACACCACUGUUAACGUUGUUGCUGUUUGUUUCAUUUCCUGCUUUCAGUUACGGACUUGUUUCUCCUCCUACCCUGCUCAAUAAACUGUCUCAGGGAACUUUUCUCACCACUCAGGACCUCUGGUUUCACCAAACCCUCGAUCACUUCUCUCCCAAUGAUCAGCGUGAGUUUCUGCAACGAUACUAUGAGUUUGUAGAGUAUUUUGAUGUUCCUGAUGGACCAAUUUUCUUGGUAAUCGGCGGUGAAAGUGAAUUGAGUGGGAUAGAGAAUGACUAUGUUGCUGUACUGGCAAAGAAGUUUGGAGCAGCAAUAGUUUCUGUAGAACAUCGCUACUAUGGAAAGAGUUCACCAUUUGACUCUUUGGAAACAGAAAAUUUAAAAUAUCUUUCAUCCAAGCAGACACUUUUUGAUUUGGCUGUUUUUCGUCACUAUUAUCAGAAUUCCUUCAAUGCAAAGCUUAGUGGAAAAAAAAUUGAAAACCCCUGGUUCGUUUUUGGUGGCUCAUAUGCUGGAGCACUCAGUGCAUGGUUCCGUCUCAAGUUUCCCCAUUUAACAUGUGGAAGUCUUGCAAGUUCUGCAGUGCUUCAUUCUGUUUAUAACUACGCAGAAUAUGAUCAGCAGGUUGGUGCAUCAGCAGGUGCUGAAUGUAAAGCAGUAUUACAAGAAACUACUCAACUCAUUGAGCACAAACUUGCAACCAAUGGAGAGGAACUGAAGGCAUCAUUUAAUGCAGAUGGUCUUGAAAGAGAUGGAGACUUCAUGUAUUUAGUGGCUGAUGCUGCUGCUUUAGCAAUUCAAAAUGGAACUCCUCAAGAAUUAUGCAAUCCUAUGGUUAAAGCAAAGAAGGCAAGAGAGGACUUGGUGGAUGCUUAUGCCAAGUAUGUCAAAGAGUUCUUCUUUGGAACCUUUAGUUUUAAUGUAAAGAUUUAUGACCAGGACUACUUAAAAAAAACUUCUACCAACGAAGACAGUUCCACUAGAUUAUGGUGGUUCCAAGUUUGCACUGAAGUUGCAAACUUUCAAGUGGCUCCAUCAAAUGAUAGUAUUCGCUCCUCAAAACUUGACACAAAAUACCACUUGGACCUUUGCAAACAUGUCUUUGGAGAGGGCGUUUUCCCUGAUGUGGAUGCAACUAAUUUAUACUACGGAGGCACAAAAAUUGCUGGUUCAAAGAUAAUAUUUUCAAAUGGCUCACAGGAUCCUUGGCGUCAUGCAUCCAAACAAACUUCAUCUACAGAUCUGCCUUCCUACACUAUCGCAUGUUCUAAUUGUGCUCAUUGCACUGAUUUACGAGGAUGUCCUCUGUUUCCUUUGUCCCUUGAAGGUAAUGAAAAGAACUGCUCCUCCCCUGAUGCAGUCCACAGAGUGAGGCUACAGAUUUCAAAACAUAUGGAGUUGUGGCUAUCUGAGUGCGAUGAAGGGAAGAAUUUUAUGUGAUUGAUUACAAGUAUCUUCACCAUGCACUCACCCAAUGUGUUUGCGUAUGUAUGUACUCAAAUGACUUAUGACUUAUAAAUAUGCUACCCAAA